Messenger RNA from Paramormyrops kingsleyae, 2497 nucleotides. It is a transcript of the gene afg2b, whose product is annotated as AFG2 AAA ATPase homolog B. The record is from RefSeq and is a predicted model, not a curated record. Gene Ontology annotation, cellular component: VCP-NPL4-UFD1 AAA ATPase complex; nucleus; cytosol. Gene Ontology annotation, biological process: mitotic spindle disassembly; retrograde protein transport, ER to cytosol; autophagosome maturation. NCBI's taxonomy places the organism in Eukaryota, Metazoa, Chordata, Actinopteri, Osteoglossiformes, Mormyridae. Gene Ontology annotation, molecular function: polyubiquitin modification-dependent protein binding; ATP hydrolysis activity; ATP binding.
AGAAACGCAUGGCUGUUUACAUUAGUACACAUGUAAACGUUGUCAGUAGGGAUAGCUUAAAGAUGAACGCGCAUAUCGGUUUGCAUUAUCUUGAUUAUAGAAUACUAGGUUUGGGGCUAAUUCUUUCUUUUCAUAAUUAAUGCAGUGAACCAUUUCCAUGGAGGACAUCAGUUUGAAGGUUCUUCCUUUGGAUCCAGGUGACAUAGGCACACAAAGAUGCAGAAUGGGGCCGAUGUUGAUGGCAUAUCUAGGGCUGAAGAUUGGAUCUCCUGUUCUAAUUACGACUCCAGGAUUCGAUUGUUUGUGUACGGCAUGGCCAAGAAGUGAUCUUGCUGAGGGUUUUUUGCAAUUCGACAGUAAAUGUGCCACAGCAGACUUCACCUCGCUUUCUUACAGAAACUUCUCUGUUAGCCGAAGCCAAAUGACAGCGCUAACUUGCCCGAAACUGAAGAAUGUGAUAAUUAAAACUGUUCUUAAAACGAUGGGGUUCAAGAACAGCUUAUCUCCCAAUUUAAUUCACGACCUAGUUAAAGACAUCCUCAAAGGCACUUAUGUGUCGGAGAAGCACAUUGUAAACGUGAGUCAUCUGGAAACUCCAAUUCAGUUGGUUGUUAUUGAGUGUUUAGAUCUGAGCUCCAGUGGAGGUGGUCUUAUCACUGCUAAAACCAGUAUCAGCAUACAGGAGAUACAGACUCACAAUAGAUAUAAAAGUCAGCAAUUCAGGAUGUCUAGCAUCAGUUUGGGAGGGAUGGAGGACGUGUUUGCUUCACUUAAGGAAAUUCUUAAUUUACCACUUCUCUAUCCAAGGACAUUGCAGAAGCUGGGCCUUUCCCAUCCUAAAAAUGUGUUACUUAUUGGACCUCCAGGGGUUGGGAAGACCAUGCUGGUAAGGAGCGUGGUUCAAGAGGUCGGUGCUUCCUUGGUCACAAUAAGUGGGCCUGUGAUUCUUGGUUCAAGGCCGGGAGAGAGUGAAGAAAAUUUAAGGGGUGUGUUUCUCCAAGCUAAAGAGGCUUCUUCGGAAGGUCCAUGUGUUCUCUUCAUUGAUGAAAUUGAUUCCUUAUGCCCAAAGAGGGCCAGUUCAAGCAAUGCGCCUGAGAACAGAAUUGUGGCACAGCUGUUGACUCUGAUGGAUGGCAUUGGCAGAGAUCAUCAUUUUGUUGUCAUUGGGGCAACUAACCAACCAGAUGCUUUAGAUCCUGCCUUGAGGAGAGCUGGCAGAUUUGACAGAGAGGUCAUCAUUGGUGUGCCUACACUUCAUCAGAGAAAAUCUAUUUUAGAGUUGCUGAGCUCAAAAAUGACCCUGUCCAGCAAUGUGGAUUUGGUCGCGUUAGCAGAGAUGACCACAGGUUUCGUUGGAGCCGACUUGAGCACCCUCUGCAGGGAAGCAGCUUUGCAUGCCAUUCUCCGGGGCUCCCAGGGCGCUGACAGUUAUUCAAUAGACAUGCAGCACUUUCUGGAGGCCCUCAAAAAGGUCCAGCCAUCAUGCCUGAGAAGCAGCAUCGGUCUGACCGAGUUUAAGCCUCUCAGCUGGGACCAAAUAGGUGGUCUGGAGGAUGUCAAACUAAAAAUGAAACAGAGUAUUGAAUGGCCGAUGAAGUUUCCGGAGGCAUUUGUGCGACUUGGUCUGUCACGUCCACGGGGCAUUCUGCUGUACGGCCCCCCAGGGUGUGCCAAGACCACACUGGUGAAGGCUGCGGCUAGCUCCACCCACUGCGCGUUCCUGUCUGUCAGCGGCGCUGAUCUCUUUUCCCCAUUUGUUGGCGAUUCUGAAAAGAUUCUGGCUCAGCUUUUUCGUCAAGCUAGAGCCUGUGCCCCGUCCAUCCUGUUUCUGGAUGAAAUUGACACCCUCUUUGGUUCCCGAGAGGACAGCAGAGGUCACAGUGUCCAGGCCAGGGUGCUCUCUGUGCUCCUGAAUGAGAUGGAUGGUGUUGGGCUGAAGGCCGCGGAGAGGAGAGGCUCAGAGCGACAGCUGUGUCUGCCAGAGGGCUCCAUCGAUCUCUGCCCAGAGCAGCAGAUGGACUACCAUGAAGUUUGCAACAAGGACGUCAUAAUAGUUGCUGCCUCAAACAGACCCGAUGUCUUGGACACUGCCCUGCUCCGACCUGGCAGAUUAGAUAAGAUCAUUUUUGUGCCACCCCCUGACCUGGAGGCACGACGAGCCAUUCUGCAGAUCUGUACGGAAAAGAUGCCGUUAGAGGCGGACAUGUCUCUGGAAGAGUUGGCUCAACAAACCCAUUUAUUUUCUGGUGCUGACCUGGAGAACCUUUGCAAGGAGGCAGCUUUGAUGACCUUGCAAUACGAAGGCAUGGAUGCCCCCAAAAUAAAGCAUGAAUACUUUCAGAGAUCAUUCCAGAACAUGAAACCUUCUCUAAAUGCCCAGCAACUAGAUCAUUACAAACAUUUGUUCACGAGUUGAGUGUUGUUUACUACCUUUUACAUUUGUGAUGUAUUCAGAUGCUUAUAAUAAUAAUAAUAAUAAAGAUUUUAUCUCUUAUGA